Saprolegnia diclina VS20 is the source of this 1074-nucleotide messenger RNA. RefSeq names its product serine/threonine protein kinase. NCBI's taxonomy places the organism in Eukaryota, Oomycota, Saprolegniomycetes, Saprolegniales, Saprolegniaceae. The record is from RefSeq and is a predicted model, not a curated record. Gene Ontology annotation, biological process: protein phosphorylation. Gene Ontology annotation, molecular function: ATP binding; protein kinase activity. The coding region runs from base 80 to 1048 and encodes 322 amino acids. The transcript has a single exon.
CCGCCGCUCUGCUCGUACAGUGUAGUCGGACUCUAGUAGGCGCCGCCGGCCGAGCAAGGCAGUUCUUAUUUAGCGAGCCAUGCCCCACUCGCACCUCGCCAACACGUACGACUUUGUGCGGCCGUUGGCGCAGACCGACGCGACCUUGGCCGUCUACCAGCACAUUACGAGCCGCGACCUCGUCGUCAUCAAAAGCUUUCCAACGAACGCGGUGCAUGUCGACGAAGUUGACGCGCGCGAGCUCGGGUACAAGGAGCUCGCUAUCAACCGCGCACUGCAGCCGUACCCGCACGAGAACGUCGUGCAUCUCCGCGAUCACUUUAUUGAAAACGGUCAACUGCACUUGGUCACCGACUAUUGCGUUGGCGGCGACCUCCUCUCGAGCCUCCUCUCGACCUCGUCCGUCUGGAAGGAGGGCCACGUCGUGGGCCUCUUUCGCCAAAUCGUGAAAGGCCUUGCCCAUAUCCACAAGCACGACAUUGCACAUUUGGACGUGUCGCUCGAGAACCUCUUGCUCGACGGCGGGAACGGUGUCCGGCUCUGCGACUUUGGCCUUGGACUGCUCUCGACACCGACCAAGUUUGGCGGCGUCGGGAAGCUCUACUACAUGGCGCCCGAGAUGUUUAUGCGCCGCGCUUACAACGCGCAGGCCGCAGACCGCUGGGCGCUCGGCGUCGUGCUCUUCAUGCUCCUCACGGGCCGCCCGCUCUUUGAAGAGGCGACCUUACGCGACGCCAACUACAAGAUCUUUUUCGAGGCGCAAGCAGCUACACCCGAGACGGGCGUCGCGGCGCUCAUUGCGCGCGUCGGCCUGCACCUCUCGUCGGCCGCACUCGACCUCGUCACCAAGCUUCUCAACCCGAGUCCAAUGCAGCGCUUGUCGCUGGACGACGUGCUGGCCCACAAGUUUUUGCAUCCGACCCCGCCCGUCCUCAAGAACCUGCGCAAGCGGUCGGCGAGCCAGCCCGUGUUGAUGAGCGUGCACGCGCUCAAGCCCAUGGCGCAGCUCUCGAUGCGGUAUCUCUCGUCGCUUGCGACCGCCACUUAACAUUAUACUAACUUAUUCUUCAUCUU